Molecule: messenger RNA, 432 nt
Organism: Aspergillus puulaauensis
Lineage: Eukaryota; Fungi; Ascomycota; Eurotiomycetes; Eurotiales; Aspergillaceae
Product: DUF504 domain-containing protein
Exons: 2
Coding region: 1-432 (143 amino acids)
Source: RefSeq, a predicted model, not a curated record
AUGGCGGACGACAAACAAACACUUGAAGCCGAAUCGGUCCCUAACGUUGAAAAAGAAGACUCGCCGGAGAGGAGUCCAACACCUCCAGCUGACAAAACUUCCCCACCGGCAUCACCAACUUCGAAGGGCUCGCAGUCAGGGGAGAACAGACUCCGACCAGCCUCCGAUAUACUCAACCGCCUCAUCUGGGAUGAAAACUACGAUAGCACAGACUUUGUUAUCGGGUACGAGGAUCGAUUUGAAGGACGCUUGGAAGCCAGUGUCAACUCGUGGAAAAGAGAGUUGACGGACGAGGAAUUCAUCCCUCAACACCGCAUCUUGUACAUCAAGCGGAAGUCGGACUCUGAGAUUGUGUGGGAUAGACGUCGGAGGAUUGAUCAAAUCUUCAAGAGCGGGAAUUCUGCCUUUGAUUAUCUUGCUUUUCUCUGUUGA